AUGCUGAAGUCGCACCAAAACAUCUCAAACCAAGUCCCACGACGGGCGGCUAUUCACGGCAUUCAGCACCUCCACACUCCCUGCACGAUCACCCUCGAAGACACGCUCAACAAGCAGAUUUAUAUGCUGGUGAAUUUUGAGGUUAUCGGAGUGGCUUCAGAGAAUUACCUGCGUGCUAACGACGUUUGGAAGCUCGACAACCUACUCAAAUAUCGUAUCGCUGCUGUUAUUAUCUUUGCUAUGAUGUCUCUGAUAUCAUUACCCCCCAAUUGCAUGCUGACGCUACGCCUCCAUUCCCCGAGCCUUCUGAAACUAUGGUUAGCAACAUGGUAG
Aspergillus luchuensis is the source of this 333-nucleotide messenger RNA. RefSeq lists its product as uncharacterized. The transcript has a single exon. The record is from RefSeq and is a predicted model, not a curated record. Lineage: Eukaryota; Fungi; Ascomycota; Eurotiomycetes; Eurotiales; Aspergillaceae. Bases 1 to 333 code for a protein of 110 amino acids.